Rhincodon typus (whale shark) is the source of this 1518-nucleotide messenger RNA. Its product is annotated as transmembrane 9 superfamily member 1. Gene Ontology annotation, cellular component: membrane. NCBI's taxonomy places the organism in Eukaryota, Metazoa, Chordata, Chondrichthyes, Orectolobiformes, Rhincodontidae. Bases 24 to 542 code for a protein of 172 amino acids. The transcript has 2 exons. The record is from RefSeq and is a predicted model, not a curated record. Gene Ontology annotation, biological process: protein localization to membrane.
CCCCCCCCACAGGCAUCAUCGUCAUGGCGCUGCUGGGCAUGUUCAACGUCCACCGGCACGGGGCCAUCAACUCGGCCGCCAUUCUGCUCUACGCCCUGACCUGCUGCAUCUCGGGCUACAUCUCCAGCAACUUCUACCGCAAGAUCGGGGGCGAGCGCUGGGUGUGGAACAUCGUCCUCACCACCAGCCUCUUCUCGGCCCCGUUCUUCCUGACCUGGAGCGUGAUCAACACGGUGCACUGGGCCAACGGCUCGACCCACGCCCUGCCGGUCACCACCAUCUUGCUGCUGCUCACCGUCUGGCUCCUGGUCGGCUUCCCGCUCACCGUCAUCGGCGGCAUCUUUGGCAAGAACAGCGCCCCCGGCUUCGACGCCCCGUGCCGCACCAAGAACAUCGCCCGGGAGAUCCCGCCGCAGCCCUGGUACAAGAGCGUGCUCGUCCACAUGACCAUCGGCGGAUUCCUGCCCUUCAGGUGGGUGGCUGGGCCUUCGGGAAGUCCUCUGGGCCGUGGCGCCCCCGGUGGCGGGAGGGCCGGACUGUAGUGAGGUGCGAUUCUCGGCCUGGGGCAACCCCUGGUGCUGUCACCGGCCUAGGUGCCUGGUGGCCCCAGGGCUAAGGGAGGGAGAGAGAGAGAGACAUGGGUUCAAAUCCUACCGGUGGGACGCAAAUACAUCUGGGGUUGGAAACUGGCCGCCCUCCUGGUGACCAUUGAAAACUGCCAUCCAUUGUGAUUUUAUUUUUUUAAAAAAACCCCUCCGUCAGGUUGGGUAAUGUGCUUUACGAAAGGAAAUCUGCCCUCUAUCUAUUAGAGCUUUGUUAAACAGGAGUAGGCCAUCUGUCCCCCUCGAGCCUGCCCUGCCAUUCAAUAAGAUCGUGGCUGAUCUUUCUGGUGGACUCAGCUUACCCCCACCCACGCACCAUAACCGUUAAUUCCUGUACUGCUCAAUAAUCUAUCCUUGCCUUAAAAACACUCAACGAGGCAGCCUCAACCAGGCAGGGAAUUCCACAGAUUCCCAACCCUCUGGGUGAAGAAGUUCCUCCUGAACGCAGCCCUAAACCUGCUUUCACGCCCCCCCCGCCCUUAUUUUGAGGCUAUGCCCCCUCGUUCUACAGUAGGAACAACCUCCCUGCUUCUCUCUUAUCUAGUCCCUUCAUCAUUUUAUAUCUUUCUAUAAGAUCUCCCCCAUUGUUCUUCUAAAUUCCAAUGAGCCUGGGUCUCCGCGUGAUUCCAGACCCCACAGCGAUACGGCCAACUGUUACCUCCACAACCUCCCGAAAGGGGUGAUCACUGAGGACAAUGAACGCUAGGCUUGGCAGGAAAACCCUCUAAUCCUUGUAAAGGUACAUAUUAUUUCUGGAAAUUAUCUGUAGGAAGUGCUGCUGAAGGUUUUGUGCUCGGAGACCCCAUGAGCAAUGACUUUUUCAGUUAGGAGCAUGAAUAUGGAGUCUUGGGAUUUUGAGGCCCCCCAACACACUCACUCUCUCUCUCUCUCUCUCUCGCACGCACACACACGGGUG